Molecule: messenger RNA, 1313 nt
Organism: Osmia lignaria (orchard mason bee)
Lineage: Eukaryota; Metazoa; Arthropoda; Insecta; Hymenoptera; Megachilidae
Gene: Pex13
Product: peroxisomal biogenesis factor 13
Biological process (GO): protein import into peroxisome matrix, docking
Cellular component (GO): peroxisomal importomer complex; peroxisome; peroxisomal membrane
Molecular function (GO): protein binding
Source: RefSeq, a predicted model, not a curated record
GAAUAGCAGCAGCACAGUUGUCAAAAGCAGUGUGGGACGUGGGACUGUGUGUCUCAUUUUCACAUUACAAAUGAGUUUUUUACGUUUAUAUGUAGAAAGGUUAUGAACUUUGUACAGGGAAUAUUAUCAAGAAAACGAUAAGUACGAUAAGUUGAAGAAUGGCGCCUGAAAGAGCAGGUGGUGUUAAUGGAAAUCAAUUAAAAAAUGUACCGAAUAUUUCACCCAGUUUGCCAAAUACAUCAAUACCAUAUCCUUCAAAUAUACAGUCAGGAAAUCCUCCACCUCUUCCACCACGUCAACCAGUUCAAAAUUAUUCUGGGUUCAAUGAUUAUCAAAGACCAUUUGGAUCAAAUUAUGGUGGAUACGGUGGGUAUAGUGGAUAUGGUUAUGGUAAUCAGUACAGGGGAUAUGGAGGAUAUAAUUCGUAUGGUUUUAACUCGUAUUCUAAUUAUAAUAGUUCUGGGGUAUUUGGUGGGCACAGUGGUGAUGUUGAAAAUAGGUUUUUCCAAUAUGUUGAAGAUAGCACUAGGCCAACCUUUCAUUUAAUUGAAACAAUCCUUCAUACAUUUUCGUCGAUGACUAUGCUUUUGGAGUCUACAUAUUUUGCUUUAACAAAUUCAUUUAAAGCAAUAUUAAGUGUUGCAGAAAAUGUUAGGAAGUUACAUUCUACUUUAGGACAAUUAUUUAGUACUUUUGCUUUAAUUAGGUUUCUCAAAUGGUUAUAUAGAAAAAUCGUACGCAGUACUGGAUUUCAGGAUCGGGGCUCGAUUAACGAUGAAUUAUGGGAUAAAUCUUUAGCUAAAAUUGGAAAUGAAAAUGUUAAUGUUAAUUACUCUUCUUAUUGGUCUGGAUUUCUAAUAUUUAGUGUAUUUUUUGUAAUACCAUAUAUGAUUCAUAAGAUCACGAGUAAUAUUAAACAUAUGCAAAUAAAAGGAAAGGACCCAAAAGAAUGGCACCAAUAUGAAGAACCUGCAUAUAUUGCAACUGUUUUGUACGAUUUUGUUGCAAGAAAUAAUGAUGAAUUAAGUAUUAAAGCUGGACAAAAACUUUGCCUUGCACCCAAGUCUUUGCAACCGAAAAAUGUACCAGGAUGGUGUAAAGCUACUGACAAUGUAAAUAUUGGUCUUGUUCCCUACAACUACGUUAAAGUUAUUGGACAAUUGAAAAAAGUGAAUAGAAAUAAUGACGUUACCGUUCUGAAUAAAGAUGAACCUUCUAUAAAUGAAAAUAGUAGGGAUAGCAAAGAAAACUUAGAAGUUACAAAAAAUGAUGAAAACUCGCAGUAAAACAUGAAUGAUUAAAAUUUGAAACAA